Eimeria mitis is the source of this 3036-nucleotide messenger RNA. RefSeq lists its product as uncharacterized. The record is from RefSeq and is a predicted model, not a curated record. NCBI's taxonomy places the organism in Eukaryota, Apicomplexa, Conoidasida, Eucoccidiorida, Eimeriidae. Gene Ontology annotation, molecular function: ATP binding; protein kinase activity. Gene Ontology annotation, biological process: protein phosphorylation. The transcript is spliced from 3 exons. The coding region runs from base 1 to 3036 and encodes 1011 amino acids.
AUGCCGAGCAGUAACACUCACUGUGGGCCCCCAGGAGGCUCCUCUGGCUGUCCACUGCCUUCGGCCCCUACAGACCCUGGUCUCCCCCCGGGGGGCCCCCCAGGGGGCCCCCAAAUAGCUGCACAGCGGCAGGGUCCCGCUCAGCAGGUUGGCGCUUCCAGGGUACAGCAGGGAGGCCCCCCCCAAGGGGGCCCCCAGGGGGGCCCCCUUGGGGGCCCCCAGGGGGGCCCCCAGGGGGCCCCCGCUGCAAGCGGGGCCUUUCAUCGCGAAGCUCGGUUCCCGCUGCGGCCAGUGGAGAAUUUGCAUGUUAACCGAAAAUCCAAGCACAGAGAGCUGCAGCAAGUGAAACAUAAACAGCAGCAGCAGCAGCAGCAACAGCAGCAGCAGCAGCAGCAGCAGCAGCAGCAAGGGGGACAGCAUGAGGAACGAACGAAAGAACCGGAUUUUAAGAAGCAGCAGCAGGAGCUGCAACAGCAGCAGCAACAGCAGCAGCAGCAACAGCAGCAGCAGCAGCAACAGCAGCAGCAGCAGCAGGAAGGGAACGGCACGCGAGUGAAGCGAAAGCAGCACGGCCCAGCAGCACGAGCAGCAGCAGCAGCAGCAGGUCCAUCAGCAGCAGAAGCAGCAACAGCAGCAGCAGCAGCAGAAGGAGCAGCAGGAGCAUCAACAGCAGCGGGACCAUCCGUAUCAUCAUCAGCAGCAGGAGCAGCAGCAACAGCAGCAGCAGCAGCAGCAGCAGCAGCAGCAGCAAAAGGGGUUGCAGCUCCUCUCGCUAACCCCAAGAAACCUCGCCGACGUCCCCUUCAGGCUGCUGCUGCAGCACAGGGUACAGCAGCAAGGGGCCCCUCCUUUCGUAUCAAUCUAUCUAUGUAUGCUCAAAAAGCAGCAGGGGGCCCCCAGGCAGCAGGGGGCCCCCAGGCAGCAGGGGGCCCCCCAGCAGCGGGGGGCCCCCAGGGGGCCCCCGAGAGCUCCACUGUCUGCAAAGGAGGGGACGAGAGAGCAGCUGCUGCAGCGGGUAGCUGCGCACCUGCUGCAGCAGCAGCUGCAGCAGCAGCACAAACAGCAGCAGGAGCUGAGACAGAAACAGAAACAGAUCCAGAAGCAGAAGCAGAAGAAGAAGCAGCAGCAGCAGCAGCAGCAGCAGCAGCAGGAGCAGCAGCAGCAGCAGCAGCAGGAGAAAAGGUACCUGUAGCAGUAGCAUGUGCAGCCGACCCAGUUGCUCCCCUUCCUGCUGCUCCUCUAUCUAUGCGCCCCUCCUCCUCCUGCUCUUCCUCCUCCUCAGCAGCAGCAGCAGCAGCAGCAGGAGCAGCAGCAGCAGGAGCAGCAGCAGCAGCAGGUCCACUGGUGAUGAUAGUAAAAGAUGACGAAGAGAUAUGGAGUGAGUGGGAGGGGCUGAGGCUGCUGGGGGAGGGGGUGUACGGCCGGGUGUAUAUGGUGCGGCACCGAAAAACAAAAGAAGUUUUGGCCUUUAAGAGAAUGUAUUUACACUCCAGACGCAGAGACAUCAUCGGCAACACACACAACCACAACCACCAGCAGCAGCAGCAGCAGCAGCAGCAGCAGCAGCAGCAGCAGCAGCAGGGGAGGGAGCAGCAGGAGCAGCAGGAGCAGUUAGAGUUUAAUAAGGAUUUACAAAUAGCAGCAGCAACAAGAGGAGGAGGAGCUCUUCCUUCUGUGCUGCAGCGAGAAGUCUCUGUGUUGCAUGCGCUCAAAGACAGACAAAAUAUAAUAAAUAUAAAAAAAGUUUUUGUGGGGAGCCACAGAUGCUAUCUAGGCUUCCCCCUUGUCCUUGGGGGGACCCUAGCUGAGUACCUGCGUCGCUGUGCUUCGUGGGCAGAGUAUAUACGUCUCUGCAGCAGCAGCAGCAGCAGCAGCAGCAGCAACAGCAGCAGCAGCAGCAGCAGCAGCAGCAGCAAUAGCAGCAACAGGAGCAGCAGCAGCAGUCCAAAUAUCGACCCUUCUAUCCCUUCCUUCUCCCCCACCAAUUGUCUAUGCCGCACGAACCCCCAGCAGCAGCAGCAGCAGCAGCAGCAGCAGCAGCAGCAGCAGCAGCAGGAUGAGUGUGAGCUGGAUGAGCUGCCUAUACACCCCAAAUAUGCAGCACAAACUGCAGCACUCUUCUCCCAUACACUCCAAUACGGAACGCAGCAACAGCAGCAACAGCAGCAGCAGCAGCAGCAGCAGCAGCAGCAGCAGGAGCAGGAGCAGGGGGAGGAGGAGCAGGGGGAGGAGGAGGAAAUGCAGCAGCAGGAAGAGGAACUGCAGCAGCAGGAGGAACAGCAGCAGCACAGAAAGAAAAAAAAGAAACAGCAGCAGCAGCAGCAGCAGCAGCAGCAGCAGCAGCAGCAGCAGGAUGAUGAUGCAACUGACGACGAUACAACAACCGAAGAAGAAGAAAACCAAAAACAAGAAAAACAACAAACACAAACACAAACACAAAAACAAAAACAACAAAAACAAAAAGAAAAAGAAAAACAAAAACAAAAACAAAAAGAAAAAGAAAAAGAAAAAGAAAACGAAAACGAAGAAGAAGAAGAAGAAGAAGAAGAAGAAGAAGAAGAAGAGCUCGCUGCUGAUGCUCCUCUCCCCCCCCCGCUUGUCUCUGCUUUAUAUAUAGCGGACUUUGGCUUAGCCCGUACCCUCCCUUUCUUUACGCGCAGAGACUGCAGCAGCAGCAGCAGGGGGGCCCCCAGGGGCCCCCAGGGUGGGGGGGGGGGCACCAACAACAAUACAGGCACAAUACCAGCAGCAACAGCAACAGCAGCAGCAGCAGCAGCAGCAGCAGCAGCAACAGCAGCAGCAGAAGCAGCAUACACCCCAGCAGUGAAGAUGGAGAAACCCCCCCACUAUCACCAACAGCAUCAUUACGCCGCGCAGCAGCAGCAGCAGCAGCAGCAGCAGCAGGUACUGAUACUGGCGCUGCUGCAGCAGCAGCAGCAACAGCAGCAGCAGCAGCAGCAGCAGCAGCAGCAGCAGGAGGAGACAGCUGCUGCAACGAGCCUGGGGGACAGGGCAUCUGUCUCUCCCCCGAAAUAA